CACCCAAAUAUUACUUUCCAAAACCUUCCAGUGUGACUGAAACUCUCGUGUUGUGCAAAAUUUUGCAAUUUCCCCCCAAAAAUUUGUAUCUUUUAUUGAAAUGUCGCAAGAAUCUAGUAAUAGUGAUGGUCUUACCGAUGCACAGAAAGCAAGAAUAGAUCGAAAUCGUCAGAAGGCACUGUAUCUUAAGAAUGCAAAGCUCGUAGCUCAUCCCUAUGCAAAGUCUGUCGAGGAAGGGGAGAAGAGCAUUAUCAAGAUUCAGGGAAGUCGCUUCGUGGACAGUGGCGGUGGCUUCUUGAUAGAGGAGGAAAUUGCUAAGCCUGGAGAGAAAUCAAAUGCUCAAGGAACAUCGGAGGAGAUUAUUGAUGAUGCCAUUGAUCUCCCAAUAACCUACGAUGAAUGCAUGGAAUGUGCAGAUAAAUUUGCAGAAUCCUACCUUAUGAAUCACUUCAACUAUCCUGUGUGUGAUAAUUGCCGGGAUAGCGAUGAUAAACAUUCCCUGAUCACAAAAACGGACGCAAAGAAGGAAUAUCUGCUGCAGGAUUGUGAUCUGGAGAAGCGAGAACCACCACUGAAGUACAUCGUGCGGAAAAAUCCCCACAAUGUCCGCUGGGGCGAGAUGAAGCUCUAUCUGCAUGUGCAGAUUGAGAAGAGAGCUCUGGAAGUAUGGGGCAGUGAAGAAAGACUCAGGGAGGAGCAUGAAUUGCGAGAUGAAAAGCGUGAAAAGUCCAAGAUCAAAAAAUACAAUAAACAGAUGAAGCAACUGAGAAUGGACAUGAGGAGUAGUCUCUAUGAUAAGACUUCUGCAGCUUCCCAUACUCACAACUUUGGUCCGGAAACCUACAAUGAGGAUGAUGAUACUUACACUCACACCUGUCUCACCUGCAAAUACACGGAAACCUUCGAGAAGAUGUAACUCCUGAAAAGAUUUUUUUUUAUGCUAAGCAUGCUUUUGGCGCAAAAA
Messenger RNA from Phlebotomus papatasi, 964 nucleotides. It is a transcript of the gene Xpac, whose product is annotated as DNA repair protein complementing XP-A cells homolog. The coding region runs from base 101 to 916 and encodes 271 amino acids. The record is from RefSeq and is a predicted model, not a curated record. Gene Ontology annotation, biological process: nucleotide-excision repair involved in interstrand cross-link repair; base-excision repair; nucleotide-excision repair, DNA damage recognition. Gene Ontology annotation, cellular component: nucleotide-excision repair factor 1 complex. Lineage: Eukaryota; Metazoa; Arthropoda; Insecta; Diptera; Psychodidae. Gene Ontology annotation, molecular function: damaged DNA binding. The transcript is spliced from 2 exons.